AUGGACGAUCCAGGGCCAUCAUCGACCUACUACCGUUCAUUCGCCUCCACUGCCGAUGGACCAAUCCAUCCACCUUCACCACCCCAAUCACCUCUCCUUACCCCUUCCCUACCAUCUCACCGGCACGAAGCGGAUCUUUAUGCGCUGCUCAACUUACCUAGAGAAGCUAGUGAAUCUCAGAUUAGAGAGCGGUACAGAACACUAGUCACGACCUUUCAUCCUGAUCGACAGAAAAAUCAACAUGAUCGAUUAAUAGCCCACGAACGAUUUACAGAAAUUCAAAGGGCAUAUGAGAUAUUGAUAGAUGAUAAUAAACGUAUGAUAUAUGAUUUGUUCGGCGAAGAAGGUCUCAAGACUUCCUGGGAACUAGGUCCAAAGAACAAAUCGAAGGAAGAAUUAAGAUCAUAUUUCAUUCAGCAAGCCAAUCAUAAGAAAAUAUUAGAACUGGAAAAUCUAGUAAAAAGCAAAUCUGAAAUUGAACUUGUCUUAGAUUCAAGAGCUGUUUUCUUGCCCAAAUCAUUCUGGAAAGAUCCUUCCAUCGUAUCGCACGAUCCGAUCUCUAGACUUGGUAGAGUAAGACCAGGUAGAUCAAUUAUAAAACAUUCUUUCGAAGUUCCCCUUAAAGAUAAUCUACAAGUCAGUAUAGAAGGACAAGCACUAUCGAGAAAUGGAAAAGGAGGAUCGAAUGUAUUAGGAACGAUAAAGUAUCAGUAUUCACCUAGAUUAUGGAUAGAAUUUAGUAGUUCGGCUUUACAACCUCGUGUGGGACGAUUGAAAGGGACUUAUACGGUUGAUGAAGAUCAGUAUAUCACCUGGAAUAUUGUUCAACAGACUUUGGGUAAUCCACCCCAGGUGGGGGUGACGUAUGGAAGGAGGUUGUAUAGUGAUUCGACAGGAUUCAUAUCCUACGAAUCCGGUUCCUACUCUCUCGGUCCAUGGGGAUCCGAAUCGCCCCUCUCCGUACCCUCAUCCCUCUCCGUUGGGGUUACUACCACCCGCCGCAAUGGAACUGGCUGGACCGUUCAAACUACCGCUGGACUAGGUGCAUCUCGCCUAGCGGCAGAUUGGUCGACCAAAAUCCCCGGUGGACUGAAACUGAAAUUUGGUGCGGAAGUCGGAUUAUCAUCUAGUCCUGCACUUUUCAUCAAUGCUGAUGGGAAAUUGACGGAUAACACGAGGGGAGGAGUGUUGUUGCAGUGUGAGAUUGGAGGUGGGAUAAUCAUGAAAUUGAAAUUCAACAGACUAGGACAGAGAAUAUCAAUCCCCAUCUUACUCUCUGAAAGACUUUCGCCGACCAUCUUAUUCUGCUCGACCGUAUUACCCUCAAUAACUUACCUAGGAGCAUACAGGUAUAUAAUCUUACCUAAUAAGAAGAAACGUCUUAGAGAACGUAUAAAUGAGCUGAGGGAGGAGAAUAAAGAUUUCAUAUUGCAGAAGAAGCAUGAAGCGCUAGAUGCUGUCUCCCUCAUGGAGAGGGAGGUUGAGAAGAAGAUUAGGACAGAGAGGGAAAGGAAUGGCUUGAUAAUCGUUUCUGCCCACUAUGGCUCAUCCUCAUCAUUUACAUCGAGAGGUAUCAAGCAAUCGGAGAAAGAAGAUGAAGAAGAGAUAAUAGAUGUUACUAUACCGGUUCAAGCUUUAGUACAGGAUAGUAAAUUGUAUAUACCGGGUGGGAAAGGUAAAUUCAACAUUAUAGGAUUUUGGGAUCCAUGUAUUGGUGAAAACAAAUCGUUAAGAGUUAGAUAUCUGUUUAGAGGUAAAUUACAUGAAGUGACAGUUGGAGAUACGAUAUCUCUCAGAGCUCCUGUCAAAGCUCACGCAUUGGAUGACGUAUAA
Molecule: messenger RNA, 1833 nt
Organism: Kwoniella botswanensis
Lineage: Eukaryota; Fungi; Basidiomycota; Tremellomycetes; Tremellales; Cryptococcaceae
Exons: 6
Coding region: 1-1833 (610 amino acids)
Biological process (GO): cristae formation
Source: RefSeq, a predicted model, not a curated record